CGCCCGCCGCCGCCGCCGCGGCCUGUGCCUGCUCCGCGCUCCGCCAUGUACCCGGCCUGGGGCUUGUACGGGGCGGCCGGGCACUACCCGCCGCCCCCCACUUCCAUCCCGCCCCCGCCGCUGCCCAUCCCGCCCCCCAGCGUGCCGCCUCCCGCCGUGCCGCCGAUGCCGCUGCCCAGCUACCCGCCGCCGGGCCCCGCGCCCCCCGCCGCCGCGCCGCCGCCCGCCGGUUCCUCGGGGUUUUUGAGCCUGCAGGAGCAGCACCUGGCCCAGCUGCAGCAGCUCCAGCAGAUGCACCAGAAGCAGCUGCAGUCCGUGCUGCUGGGCCCGCCGCCGCCGCCCGGGCCGCCCCCUCCGGGGCUGCCGCCGCCGCCGCUGCCCGGCUCCUUCACCGACUGGCAGCAGCAGCCGCCGGUGCCGCCGGUGCCGCCGCCCGUCCGCAGCUAUCAGAAGCAGUUCGCCCACCGCGAGCCGCCGCCCCGCAAGCCGCCCGCCGCCGCCCGGGACCGGGAUGGGCAGGAGCCGCUGGGCGGGCACGGCGACUGGGGCGAGCCGGUGCCCGCCGAGCCGGUGCCCAUGGACAUGGAGCUGUCCUCGCCGCCGCAGUCCCCGCAGCCCGCCGCCCAGCCUUACCUGCCCCCCGCCCAGCCCUACCUGCCGCCCCCCCAGGCCGAGCCCUACCUACCCCCCGCCCAGCCGCCCCCGACCCAGUCCCCGCCGCUCCAGCCCUACCUGCCCCGGGCGCAGCCUUCCCAGCCGCCCCCCUCCUUCUCCGAACCCCCGCCCUCCUACUUGGAGCCACCGCCGGCCACCGCCUCACAGCCCUACCUGCCGCCUCCCGCCCAGGGAUACAUGGCACAUCCCCAGCCCUACCUGCUCUCCUCCCAGGCCUCUCCUUCCCAGUCCGCGCAGCCCGCCCUGGCCCCCUCCAUCCCUCCCCCGGCCAAGCCCUCGCAGGCGCAUUUCCCACCGCCCCAGCCGUCCUUGCCCCCUCCCGCCGCUGCCCAGCCGGAGGCCGCGCAGGGUGCCCCCAAGGAGGGCGGUGGCACGGAGCAGCCAGACCCCUCCACCAUGACCCCCCAGGAACAGCAGCAAUACUGGUACCAGCAGCACCUGCUUAGCCUGCAGCAAAGGGCAAAAGCCCAUGCUCAGGGACAGCAGCAGAUGAAAAGUCCAGUAUUGAAGGAUGCAUCUGAGCAGAGAGCAAAGUCUGAAGAAGGGAAAAUGGGUGCUUCAAAUCAGCAGUCUGAACCUCCUCCACUUAAUGAAUCCCUGCCUCCAGCUUCCAAAGAAGAUGAGUCUUCUCUUACAUCCACUGAAACUCAGCUCAAUAUUGAACCUCCUGAUGACCCUGAGGAAGAUUUGAGAUUGCAGCAAUUGCAAGCAGCAGCAGCUCAGUGGCAGCAGCACCCCCAUCACCGAGUUGGAUUUCAGUAUCAGAGAAUAAUGCAGAAGCAUGCUCAGCUGCAGCAGAUAGUACAGCAGUAUCAACAGGUCAUGCAGCAGCCUCCACACUUAGAGACAAUGUCAGUGGACAUGCAACUGCGGCAUUAUGAGGCACAGCAAAAACAAUUCCAGCAGCUUCAUAAAGAUUGGGAACGAUCAAUGAACCAACAGUGGCAGCAUCAGCUUCAAACCUACCCUCACAAAGAUCAGCUUCAGGAGUAUGAGAAACAGUGGAAAGCGUGGGAUGAACAGAUGAAGGUCACUCAGUCCCACCUGCAGGAGAAAGUGACCUCACUCCAAAAUCUGAAGAAUCAGUAUCCUGCAAAUGUUUCCCUGCCACCUCCAUUUAUUCCAUAUUCUCAAACUGGUCAAGGUGGCAUUCCUAUUAUGCCUCCAACUUUACCUUCAACUACACCUCCACUGGUUCCCCCACCUCUCUCUUCUGUUUCUCAGUUGUCCAAUUCCUCUGUCCCUUCAGGAUCCAGUUCUCAAAGCAGUCAAUCUUCUGAGACACCAAGGCCAGCUCUGCUUCCCACCCCUGGUACCUAUGCAUCAAAAAUAGCUAGUUCAACUGUCUACUCACCUUAUCAUUCUCAAGCAAGUUCAUCCUUUAGCUCAUCAGACCACGGAAAAUCUCAAGUUCAUCUUAGUAAACAAACUGUAUCUGUUUCAUCUGAGCAAGGAUGUGGGGAACUGAAAGGCACUUCUGCAGUGUCUUCAACACACACAUCUAUUGUGCAGGAUAAACCAGUGAGGUCAGGUGGAUUGCUUCCAGAUCCUCCUAGAUCAGCACGUUUUGAAGGCCCCAGAGGCCCUAGAUUUGAUGGAUGCCGAGGAAGAGGAUAUGACAAGUUUGAAGGCUCAAGACAGAGAGGACCUCGUUUUGACUCUCAGCGCUCAGAAGGAUACAGGUCACGUUUUGACAGGCAGAAUACAGAUGGACAGUCUUCAAGUAGAUGGGGGUCUAUCCCGCGAGGACCAGCAGGACAAUUUUAUACUUCGACAAAUGCAUCACAGGGACAUGGUUCCCGACCUAGUGGCCCACGGUGGAUGGGGCCCAGGCCUCACUUGGGACAGCAGCAGCAGCAGGCACAGACGGAGUCAGAGUCAGAAAACAAAGAACCUUUUACAGACACAGCUGGUGAUCAGCAGACUGUAAGCAGAACACAGUCUACUCCCGAUACACAGACUGCAGGUCCCAUUGAGCCAAAUGAGGACCUGACAGACACUCAACAGGAACCAUCCAAACCUGAAGUCAAAGAAACUAUUUCAGACCCUCCUAAAAAGUGGACAUGGAGUUCACAUGAUCCUAACCAGCAAGUAGAAGAGUCAAAGGCACCUACUUCACCUGCUCAGAACCAGAAUACUGUAACACCUGUAACAGGAAAUGAGGAUUUGGAUUCACCAGAUGGCCAAUUGACUGCUUCAGAUAGCACCCAGGGCUUACCUGGACCAGAAAGCAGAGGGAAAGGGCCGUUUAUGCAUGAAGAUAGAGGCAAGGGACCAGUAAGCAGAGGAAGGGGCCGUGGCAGAGGGCAGGGGGAUGGCCGUGGCUGGGGAAUGGGCCGUGGCAGGGGCAUGGGAAGGAUGGAUGGUGGCCGGGGAAUGGGAAGGAUGGACAGUGGUUGGGGAAUGGGCAGGAUGGACGAUGGCUGUGGCAGAGGAUAUGUAUACAGAGGCAGAGGUCAGGCUAGGCAGGCAUCCAUCCGUGGCAGGGGAAUGUUCAGGAGAGCAGACAGCAGGGAGAGGAUGCCAGAUGGACAGUCAGGCAGCCGAGAGAGGAUGCCAGAUGGAAGGUCAGGCAGCCGAGAGAGGGGCCCGGGUGGACGGUCAGAUAGUCAUGAGAGGGUAUUCUCUAGCCGAGACAGAGAACUAGCUGGACGGACAGGCAGCUGGGACAGGGGACGGGCAGGAAGCCGGGAGAGAGGCCCAGUCAGGCGGGCGUGUAGCCGGGAAAGAGAGCCCAUGCGGGGGGCGAGUAGCCGGGAAAGGGUCCCUGUCAGGCGUGCAGGUAGCCGGGAGAGAGUCCCCAUGAGGCGAGCAGGUAGCCGUGAGAGGGGCCUGGGCAGGCGGGCAGGUAGCCGGGAGAGGUGUCCUAUCAGGAGGGGAGGUAGCCAUGAGAGGGAAGCAGGAAGACCUGAAACAGGCAAUAUGGGUAAACCCCUUCACCUAGGAGAUGACCCUGAUGAAUUGCCUCCAUACCAUCGAGAUGAAACAUUCAGGGGUUCUUGGGGUCAUGAAGACGAUAGAAUGCAAGAAGAAUUUCCUUUAGAUAGUCAAGAUGACCCUUCUUUGGAGCAUGAGCAAUUGGAUGACUGGGAAAGAGAACAAUACUGGAGAGAUCACAACUCUGAUUAUCAGGAUGAUGCUGUAGAUGCAUAUGACAGAGAUGACAGGUUGCAAUCCCACCAUUCACUGCCUCCAUUGUCUCCUCUGCCACCACUACCUCCUUUAUCAUCUGAUCAUGACAGACGAGAUUCAUGGUGGGAUGACUGGAAAAGGCCAAGAGAAAGGGAACUAGAGAGAGAUCUAGAUAGAACUGGAAGAUCCUCAGAUAUUUAUGAUCAAGAUUUAGACAGAGAAUGGGAUAGAGACUGGGACAUGAGAGCUAUGCAUGACAGAGAAAUGGGUAGUUGUGACCUGGAUAUCCCUCCACUACCACCAUUACCACCUCUUCCACCUCUGGACAGGUAUCGUGAAGAUAGGUGGAGGGAGGAUAGGAACAGAGAUCAUUAUGACAGAGAUCUCCGAGACAGGGGGGAGCUUAGGAUUCGAGAGUAUCCAGAGAGAUACGACACAUGGCGGGAAAAGCAAGACUACCUUCCUGAAAGGACUGAUUGGGAGAGGGAACGGUUGUCGGAUAGGUGGUAUCCAGAUGAUGGAGAGAGACUGCGGUCUCUGGAUGACCACUCAGAUUCAUCCCUUCCUCCACCUUCACAUUCCUGUGAUAUGCUGGGAGCAGAUUCAAACCUGGACUCUGACCAGUCCUUGGGAGGAGUGAUGGUCCUUAGCCAAAGACAGCAUGAGAUAAUUCUGAAGGCUGCCCAGGAGCUCAAAAUGCUUCGAGAGCAAAAAGAACAGCUACAGAAGUUGAAGGAGUAUAAACCUGACAUUUCCACACAGGACCCUCCAAGAUCACAGAACACAAGCACAAGGCCAGGUGCCUUUCAGGUCUCUUCUCAGCUAUCUUCAGAGGCAUCAGUAGAAGCCCAAGCUAUUAAACCUUCUCCUGCUGUUAUUAUAAAGCCUCCCGUGUUGUUCAGACAGCCCACCCCUGUGACAAGACCAAGUGCCCCCCUGGCAAGGCCUACUACACCUAUGACAAGGCCACAUGCUCCAGUUUCUACUCCAACUACAACCCCAAGUCAUGGUCAGUCUUUAAAACCAUCACAUUCUGCUGUGGAACAGGAACGCUGGGAUGAGGAUUCUUUCCACGGACUGUGGGACACAAAUGAGGAUAAAGGUGCAAAUAUGGAGUAUGAGUUACGUAAACAGGAGUCAAUGAUGCCUCCACCUGUUUCCUCGCCUGUGAAAAUACCUUCUGUCCACACCUCUGUCCCAUCAUCUGUACCAGUGUCCCUUUCUCCAGUUAUUCCACCAGUUCCUAAAGCACCUGUCAUUCAGCAAACUGUGGAUUAUGGCCACGGGCGAGAUAUAACUACCAGUAAAGUGGAACAGAUUCCAUAUGGGGAGAGGGUAACCCUUCGUCCAGAACCUCUACCGGAGAGGCAAACAUUUCAAAAAGAGCAUCCAGGUCGCUACAACAGAGAAAGAGAUCGUGAGCCUUAUUUUGAGCGUCAAGGUAAUUCCAACACAGAUCAUCGGGAUUUCAAGAGAGAGCGGGAAUUGCACAGAGACCGUGGUUCUGUGGACUAUGAACGAGAGAGAUUUGAAAAAGAGAGGCAUCCCAGAGAUGAUAGGGUUCUUCCUACUACACCUACAAGAACUCAGUCUUACCGUGACAAGAAAGACCAUCCAUCCUCCAGGCGAGGUGGUUUUGAAAGACCACCAUAUGAACGGAAGACAGAUCGCCCAGCAUAUGAUCAUGGGCCUUCCAUGUUUGGAGAAAAUUCUUCUGUCCAAACACUGGAAUUUGAAGGUGAUCGUAGAAAUUACUCUGAGGAAAGGAUUCCUAUUUCUGCUCCAUCGAUACCCCGUCAGCCACCACCUGCUCCAAGAAUGGAAAGGAAGCCAGAAUCUAAAAAUGUAGAUGAUAUUUUAAAGCCACCAGGACGGGAUAGCAGACCAGAGAGAAUUGUGAUCAUAAUGAGAGGGUUGCCUGGCAGCGGAAAGACACAUGUAGCAAAACUCAUCAGGGAUAAAGAAGUAGAGUGUGGGGGACCUGCACCAAGAGUGCUCAGCCUGGAUGACUAUUUUAUCACUGAAGUGGAGAAAGAAGAGAGAGACCCAGAUACAGGAAAAAAAGUUAAAAAGAAGGUGAUGGAGUAUGAAUAUGAAGCUGAUAUGGAAGAGACCUAUCGUACCAGCAUGUUUAAAACUUUCAAAAAGACCUUGGAUGAUGGCUUCUUUCCCUUCAUUAUCCUUGAUGCUAUCAAUGAUAGAGUGCGACAUUUUGAACAGUUUUGGAGUGCUGCAAAAACCAAGGGGUUUGAGGUGUACUUAGCUGAAAUGAGUGCAGAUAACCAGACGUGUUCCAAGAGGAAUAUUCAUGGACGCAAGCUAAAGGAUAUCAGCAGGAUGUCUGAGCACUGGGAGGCAGCACCACGUCAUAUGAUGCGCCUGGACAUUCGUUCUCUAUUGCAGGAUGCUGCUAUCGAAGAGGUGGAGAUGGAGGAUUUUGAUGCAAAUAUUGAAGACCAGAAAGAAGAAGUCAAGAAGGACACAGCAGAGGAGGAAGAAAGUGAACUGGGAUUCCGUCCUGCGCCUGAGAUGCGUCUGAGCCAAGCUCUGAACAGUUAAUGUGGAGCAGAUAAGCCCUGUUACCUGAGUGGGAAUGGCACAAGGAUGCAUGUCUUCAAGGAUGCUUCUCAGAAAUCGCCUUUUAACUCCUCAUAGAAUAAUUAAGUUGAUUUUUAUCUAGAGGUUUACCCCAGUGAGUCAGUCCUCUUCCACUUUGCAUUCGGAGGGCUGCUACAUCUUAAUGUGGGUUUGGUGGAUGUAAUUUUAUAAUUUUGAUGUAAUUUUGAAUUCUGUGGUGUGGAUUCAUGUGCUGAGGCACACUGAAUGUCUGAAGCUAUACUACACUCUUAUGAAUUAAUAACAUAACUGUAUGUUAAAUCUUAACAGUGCAGAACUGCAUUGUCAUGGUAGGAGAUUUCCCCAGUGCUACAGUUCUGUUUAAAUGUCUUAUGGGAAAAACAGACGUUGGAGAGGUGUCUGCAUAGAACCGUCCUCUCUAUUAAUUCUCAGUGCUUCUUUAUUUGUACCUAGAUUUAGGGCUAUCAUGUGGAUCUUUCCCUUGUAGGGCCUGACUUUUUUUGUAACACCAUAUUUACCUUGUCAUUACUCCAUUACUUUUCUGCAUGAUAUCAGAGUUACAUAUACAACACUUGCAUUUCUCUGUCCUCUCUGCUGCCUUCUCCCCCAGCUUUCUUAAUUAUUUUGUAUGUCUGAGAAUCCUUUCUCAACUUUAGCUUCCAGAAUGCAUUGUUGUGGUUUGGGUGUGGGCUCUGAACUCUAUGGUUUAUCUCCAGUGGAAAAAGCCACUGAAUGCUUGCAAACACAUGGCCAUUCAAUAAUAUACUGAAUAAAGACAACUGAACUGGCACUAGAAGACUUUGUGAGAUGGUGAACUGAAUUUUGCAAACUGCUGAAGUAGCAAGAUCCUUGGAUCACUGGAGUAUGUUGCAGGAAUGAUGCAAGGGCCAGUAAAUUUUUCUGAAAAGACCUUUGGGACUCUACAUGCUGCUUUCAUGUGAUGCUGGUUCCACCAUCGUUUGCAAAGAGGAGCUGAUCUUCAAAGGAUUGCUGCUAGUUGCCAGAGAACAACAUAUGCAGAAAAUACAGCUGGAUGGCCCUGAGGCUGAUGAUUGGCUGACAUAAUGGCCCAUACAAUAGUAUUAAGAGAGGUAAGAUCAUCUGACGGUAACUGUGAGUCUACUGACUGACUGAGGCCUUAAUACCCAUUAUUUGUCAAGAGACAGAUCUGGAGAGUUGAAGUUAGAAGUUAGACCUUUUCCACAAUCAGUUAAUUUGGAGGCAAAUAGUCAUAGAUGGUGGUGUGAUCAGAGUAGAUCAAUACCAUGAGGAGAUGGUGGGCUUCACUACGAGUGUAUUGAUACAGACAGACUGUGGGCUGUUAUAAGGGAACAGGACACACAUUGGUGUUCCCAAAUGUGCAAAGGAAAGAAAUUGCUAUCUUUUUGCUUGAAAUACAGAAAACAGUUUUAUAGAAACAACCUUACAGCAGCUCAGGAGAAAGAUGAUUCUGUAGUUUUGUCUCUGUUGUUCAAGAGUUCACACGGCAACAAUUUGUUCUGCACCAAACAGAUGCUCUGUGCCAUUGCAGUCUUCCCCACAGUUACUGCUCAAGAAAAACUGGUCCAAAAAUAAUUCCUUCUAGGAUGAGGUGAUCCCUUCUAAAAAAUGACAUGCAAACAUCUUUAUGAGUAAACCCAGGAUCUACAAGGAUUUUGUUUCUGUGGUCGAUAUGACUGUUCAAAUGCAGAAUACGUUGCCACCAGCAUCCUGGUUACAUUGCAGGUACGGAAGAUGCUUACACAAGCAAAUCAUACAGUGCUAGUGGACAUCUCCAGUUAAUUGCUAACAUAUGGGUGAGUAUAGUGUUGUUAUCCUUUACAUUUCCAUAAAUAAUCAAAGCUCCACGAAGUUCUUGAAACAGAACAUUCAUCACCAGAUUAAACACUCCAGCCUUGGCCUUGCUUGUUACAAUCUUGUUACAGCCAAGAACCUGUGCCAUGAAUGCAGAGACCUUCACUGACUGGACUGUUACUAAGAUGGUGUUUUCAACUUCCAGAUGCUGCCAGUUCUGCAAGGUUGUGCUGGUAUUUUGGAUAACAUUGCUCAUUAAAAAUUUAGUCAGAAAUGGAGGUGAGAUUGCUUUGAAGCUCAGGGCUUAGAAAUAGCUGCAGAAUAAAUGGUUUGUUUGAAGUCACAGAGAGAAAUGCAGUGAAGCUCUGACAACAGCAGUGACUCCGGAUGCUGCAUAGGAGCUUGUGCUCUGCAAGUUAUUUGAAGAGUCCACUGCCAACUAAAAAGCACCUGGUGUUCUGUGCUCAGUUAGAAAUGCCCUUCUAACGACCUACCACAAAAGAACAAACUAAAAAAUCUCUGGGCUCACAGCUGCAGCCCGGGACAUUGUGAAAUAUGAAUAGAUGAUAAUUCUGCUUUAUAGUGAUUGCUCAAGAGGGGAGAGCACUCUGGCUUUUAAAAUACCAUUUCUACAGCAUGAUCUUUUUGUAACUGUGGGUACUAUUCUGAAAGUGUUUUAUCUAAAACCAGCCUUUGUAAUUGUUUUUAUUUGAACACAGGUUGCACUCAAUCAGAGGGACUCUACAGACAGAGAUGUGCAGGGCUGGCCUUACUUUUUCCUUGAGAAUGAAUUCUUGGUGUUUUUAAAUGUUCUUAUGUCUACUGUUUCUUACUCACAGACCUGGAAGUUAGAAAUGGAAAACAAUUAUGCUGUUGAAUAUUCUGUGCUUGCUCUCUGAGAACCAAAUGACAACAGGUUUUAUAUAGAGAUGUAUAGAUAUGUAGAUACACAUACAUGUUCUCAGGUAUUUAUUUUUAAAUAAUAUAAAGUAUUUUUUAUCAUUUUUGUUCUUUGUGUAAAGCUAUGGAUGACACUUAUAUGCUAUGGGAUAUCCAGUAAAAUAUUUUCCUUGAA
Messenger RNA from Pseudopipra pipra, 9253 nucleotides. RefSeq names its product YLP motif containing 1 (gene YLPM1). The coding region runs from base 46 to 6366 and encodes 2106 amino acids. The transcript is spliced from 18 exons. Lineage: Eukaryota; Metazoa; Chordata; Aves; Passeriformes; Pipridae. The record is from RefSeq and is a predicted model, not a curated record. Gene Ontology annotation, biological process: regulation of telomere maintenance. Gene Ontology annotation, cellular component: nucleus.